GCGCCCUCCCGCUUUUGAGAAAGAAUCGAAGUCUGAACGAUUUAUAGCCUGUAGGGCUUCCCCGAAACUCAGAAACGAAAAGGAAAGAAGAAAAAGGACACCGAAAGCAAAGGACUGUGUGCUCCAACAUCAGAAAUCGAAGGAAUUUCAAAGAAAAAGAAAAAUGAUGCGUUUCUAGAUUUGGGAGGGACAUGACCCGUGUCUGUUAUCUCACACUCUCCGGGGCCUUGUAAGGAAUAUUUUUGGGUCUCUAGGAAUCUCGGAGGAUCAGCACUAGGGAAGUUACUGAAAUCUCAAUUGAACUUUCCUUGCAAGUGUCCAAUUAGGCAGAUUCGAAUGGCUGCUCACAAUUCUAUCCUAAGUGAAAGCAACAGUGAGUCGAGAGGUGCCUUGAUUGUUCUAGAAGGCUUGGAUCGUAGUGGGAAGACAUCACAGUCUAGUAACCUACUCAAAUACUUGGAAGGACUGGGACAUUCAGCUGAAUUAUGGCGGUUUCCUGACAGAAGUACAGAUGUUGGGCAAAUGAUAUCAUCAUAUCUUACCAACAAAUCGCAAUUGGAUGAUCAUACAGUCCAUAUACUCUUUAGUGCAAAUCGUUGGGAGAAAAGAUCAUUGAUGGAAACUAAACUGAAAUCUGGAACCACCCUCAUUGUUGACCGUUAUUCUUUUUCUGGGGUGGCUUUCUCGUCUGCCAAGGGACUUGGCAUUGAAUGGUGUAAGGCACCAGAAGUUGGGUUGCUGGCUCCAGAUCUGGUGCUGUACCUUGACAUACAGCCAGAGAAAGCUGCAGAGAGAGCAGGAUAUGGAGGUGAGAGAUAUGAACAACUUGAGUUUCAGAGGAAAGUUGCCCGAUGCUAUGAUGUCCUUUGUGAUGCUUCCUGGAAGGUAAUUUUAUGCUGGUUGUGGGUCUUCUACCUUGGAGCCUGCCACUGCUUGAUAAUCGAUGCCUGCCAACCAAUGGAAGACAUCGAGAAACAGCUCCAAGGGAUUGUGUUGGAUUGUGUCACGAUAUGCCAGAAAGGCAAGCCCCUUUCCAACCUCUGGUCAAGUUAAUCCUCCGCCCCAUUCUGUUUCUUAAUUUUCUCUUCUUUUUCUCUCCGUGGAAAGGGAUUCUGCAUACGUAUCUGAUAUCUCUGCUACUACCUUUUGGUCUUUCUGAGCAUUGUGGCGUGGUUUUAAAAUUUUUGUUUUUGUUUUAAUUCAGUUCCAGGCCUUAUGACAAACUGGGGUUUGUUAGUUUAAUUAUCCGGGAUUUCCCUUA
Molecule: messenger RNA, 1261 nt
Organism: Juglans microcarpa x Juglans regia
Lineage: Eukaryota; Viridiplantae; Streptophyta; Magnoliopsida; Fagales; Juglandaceae
Product: thymidylate kinase-like
Exons: 7
Coding region: 337-1053 (238 amino acids)
Biological process (GO): dTDP biosynthetic process; dUDP biosynthetic process; dTTP biosynthetic process
Cellular component (GO): cytoplasm; mitochondrion; cytosol
Molecular function (GO): ATP binding; dTMP kinase activity
Source: RefSeq, a predicted model, not a curated record